CUCAGGAGAAGAGGAUCUCCAGCCUGGACGCAGCUAACUCUCGUCUGAUGGCGGCGCUGACGCAGCUGAAGGAGCGUUACGCGGUGACAUCACAGAGGAACGGCCUGUCUCCUAGCAACACGUCGUCUCUGCAGAUCACCGAGAACGGAGAGUUCCGGAACUCCGGAAACUGCUGAGCUGCGCUCUGAUUGGCUCUGACUGCAGGCAGGGGGCGGGACCUACCCAUUGACCCGUCAAUCAACUGACUUUUAACCUGGCCCCGCCCCCGUCGCUAGGUUACCCCCCACUUUCUGUUUUUUGGUUUUGCAUGUUUCCCUUUUGAACAUCUUAGAAAUUCUGACAUCAUAUCCUGUUUCCUUUUGCCACUUCCUGUGAAGAGCCAGAACAACCAACCAAACUGCACGUCAACCCCACCUGUACAUGGCUCUGUUGGAGAACCCACCUGUACAUGGCUCUGUUGGAGAACCCACCUGUACAUGGCUCUGGUUUUGGAGAACCCACCUGUACAUGGCUCUGGUUUUGGAGAACCCACCUGUACAUGGCUCUGUUGGAGAACCCACCUGUACAUGGCUCUGUUGGAGAACCCACCUGUACAUGGCUCUGGUUUUGGAGAACCCACCUGUACAUGGCUCUGGUUUUGGAGAACCCACCUGUACAUGGCUCUGGUUUUGGAGAACCCACCUGUACAUGGCUCUGUUGGAGAACCCACCUGUACAUGGCUCUGUUGGAGAACCCACCUGUACAUGGCUCUGUUGGAGAACCCACCUGUACAUGGCUCUGUUGGAGAACCCACCUGUACAUGGCUCUGUUGGAGAACCCACCUGUACAUGGCUCUGGUUUUGGAGAACCCACCUGUACAUGGCUCUGGUUUUGGAGAACCCACCUGUACAUGGCUCUGUUGGAGAACCCACCUGUACAUGGCUCUGUUGGAGAACCCACCUGUACAUGGCUCUGUUGGAGAACCCACCUGUACAUGGCUCUGUUGGAGAACCCACCUGUACAUGGCUCUGUUGGAGAACCCACCUGUACAUGGCUCUGGUUUUGGAGAACCCACCUGUACAUGGCUCUGGUUUUGGAGAACCCACCUGUACAUGGCUCUGUUGGAGAACCCACCUGUACAUGGCUCUGGUUUUGGAGAACCCACCUGUACAUGGCUCUGGUUUUGGAGAACCCACCUGUACAUGGCUCUGGUUUUGGAGAACCCACCUGUACAUGGCUCUGUUGGAGAACCCACCUGUACAUGGCUCUGGUUUUGGAGAACCCACCUGUACAUGGCUCUGUUGGAGAACCCACCUGUACAUGGCUCUGUUGGAGAACCCACCUGUACAUGGCUCUGGUUUUGGAGAACCCACCUGUACAUGGCUCUGGUUUUGGAGAACCCACCUGUACAUGGCUCUGUUGGAGAACCCACCUGUACAUGGCUCUGGUUUUGGAGAACCCACCUGUACAUGGCUCUGUUGGAGAACCCACCUGUACAUGGCUCUGGUUUUGGAGAACCCACCUGUACAUGGCUCUGGUUUUGGAGAACCCACCUGUACAUGGCUCUGGUUUUGGAGAACGCACCUGCUCUGUAGCUUCGGUCCACCUGUGGUAACUGUCUGUAAACGGCUCUGUAUUUAAAUAGCGACACAUCGACAGUUUGAAUAUAUUCAUAUUUUCUAUGAUUAGAUUUUGUCUAGAGGAACAGUCUGAUACCCGGUCAGGGCCAGGUUAGCCUAGUUUAGCACAAAGACUGGAAGCAGGGGGGAAGCUGUUAGCCUGUUAGCCUAGCUUAAAGUGAGGGCAGCUCUGGGCUUCCAUUGGUCAGUUUGUGUUUCAGAGAAUGUACUGAUGUAAACAUAAGAUUGUAUUGUAAAACAGUAAAAUCUUUAAAUUGUGAUUAAUAGUUUGUGAACACACAUCUCUACUGGUCUCUCCUACUCUCUACUGGUCUCUCCUGCUCUCUAAUGGUCUCUACUGCUCUCUGCUGCUCUCUAAUGGUCUCUACUGGUCUCUACUGCUCUCUAAUGGUCUCUACUGCUCUCUGCUGGUCUCUCCUGCUCUCUACUGGUCUCUGCUGGUCUCUACUGGUUUCUGCUGCUCUCUCCUGCUCUCUGCUGCUCUCUACUGUGCUUCUGUCUCUGUUCUUGUUAUUUAUGAGUAUUUAUAAAGAGAUGCUACAAUAAACGAUGACACUAUCAAA
This is a messenger RNA of Gymnodraco acuticeps, 2182 nucleotides long. Its product is annotated as ras GTPase-activating protein nGAP-like. NCBI's taxonomy places the organism in Eukaryota, Metazoa, Chordata, Actinopteri, Perciformes, Bathydraconidae. The record is from RefSeq and is a predicted model, not a curated record.